Triplophysa rosa is the source of this 362-nucleotide messenger RNA. RefSeq names its product otospiralin 2 (gene otos2). The transcript is spliced from 4 exons. The record is from RefSeq and is a predicted model, not a curated record. Lineage: Eukaryota; Metazoa; Chordata; Actinopteri; Cypriniformes; Nemacheilidae. The coding region runs from base 96 to 362 and encodes 88 amino acids. Gene Ontology annotation, biological process: sensory perception of sound.
CUAUGUGGUUUUUAGGGUCCGAGUUUAUGAACAGACACCAGAUGCACACGCACAUCACAAGACAGACUCAGGACUAGCAGCUACAGUAGGUGACAAUGUCUCGCCUGUGUUUCACGCUCCUCUUGUGUGUGGUUUUGCUUGGACUCCUCUGUCUCACGGGAGCAGAGGAAAGCAAGGCUCAAUCAAGAGAAAAAAGAGAAGUGCCUAACUGGGCGCUGACAUCUUCAGACUUCUUCGGCUGGAUUGAAGAACUUCGCUCUCAUGCUGGUUAUGACAAGAUUGAGGAACUGGCUAGGACCUUCUGGGCUCAUUUUCCUUCUGCUAGCCGCCUGGGUUAUGAUCUUCCUGCUCCAGAAGAAUAA